Pseudocercospora fijiensis CIRAD86 is the source of this 2166-nucleotide messenger RNA. RefSeq lists its product as uncharacterized. Gene Ontology annotation, biological process: DNA-templated transcription; regulation of DNA-templated transcription. Gene Ontology annotation, molecular function: DNA binding; DNA-binding transcription factor activity, RNA polymerase II-specific; zinc ion binding. Gene Ontology annotation, cellular component: nucleus. The annotation marks the transcript as partial. Lineage: Eukaryota; Fungi; Ascomycota; Dothideomycetes; Mycosphaerellales; Mycosphaerellaceae. The transcript is spliced from 6 exons. The record is from RefSeq and is a predicted model, not a curated record.
CAGGAGAAAAGAACAUACAGGGCCUGCCUGCACUGCAGACAGCGAAAAUCGCGCUGCGAUCUCUAUUCGUCUGGCGAACCAGGCCGACCGCCGUGCGAAAGAUGCAUUCGUGAACAGCAUGAAUGCGUUCUUGGUGGCUCCCGUCGUGGUGGCAGAAGAGUCAAGCGCAGCGAUUCCAACGCCGCUAAUCCCCACAACCCUACCACUGGCCAAGCCGUACCAAGCAUCGACACUCGCUUGCCGAGCUGGAGCUCUCUAAACCCGGAUUCGAGGACGCUCCCGCCUCUAUCCAACGAUGGAGCUAUCACGCCUACGGCAAAGAUGACGGUCGAUGACACAGUUGCCUCCACUGACUUGCAAAACCCUGCGGAUGCUCUGGAAUUCUUAGCGCAUGUUGCCGAGCGAGAUUCCGGUAGCAAUCAACUGCCACCCAUGCAUAGUGCUGUGUACGGAAGAUCACCGCAUCAACCGCCUAGUGCAACCAACACAGUGAACGAUCCGCGAUCUGUGAGUGCAUCGACACCGAGCAAUGUCGUCGACUAUCCGCCUCUUGCUCAAGGCAAGCUCAAUCUUGAUAUGAUACACGCUCUUCUCUAUCGAUAUGAAGAGAAGUAUCAUCCGUUCUUUCCUCUCGCCAAUCCGGCGGCCAUGGAGCCGACCAAUCUGGCUACCAUUGCCGCAAAAGAGCCUCAUCUGCUUGCCGCCAUCCUGACAGUCGCGUCGAAGGAUGAAAAAGACUGGUGGCAGGUUCAUGAUGACUGCUCUUCGCACAUGCAAACCCUGGUAGGCAGUCUUGCUUAUACUGGCGCUGCGUCCGUUGAAGCAGUAGAAGCCAUGCUCAUCUUGGCUGAGUGGGUUCCUCGCCGGCCUCAUUCAACGCCAGCCAUUGGUCGCGGCGAGGAAGAUCAGGCAGCAUGGAUGUAUGUUGGGACCGCAAUUCGACUGGGCUAUCUGCUAGGCAUCGACAGAACUGGUUUCAGAGCAGAAAGCGAAUCACAGACUGCGGAUCUGAACCGCAAACGUCUGGCCUGGGCAAGCUGCUAUAUGAGUGACCGCCAAAUCUCGGUCCGAAUAGGAAAGGCAUUUUGGUCAAGAGGUCCUGGUCCAAUGACGGCGCUGCGGGCGCAAGACUUUCCCAGUCUCUAUCCUCGACUGCACCGGCAGGACGACUUUGCCGCCAUAUUUCAGGCCAAUCUGGAGCUGACGCAACUCUUCAGCAAUGCGCAUGAUGUGCUCUACGCGACCAAGAGCAGGUCGAAUCAGCUCAACUACGGCGGCGAAUAUGUCAAGUAUAUCGACGACUUCCGGGUAGCGUUACGGCACUGGAACGAAUCGUGGGGAGUCUUCACAUGCUCGCCUCCGCUAAAGGCCAGCCUGAUACUGUCCUACGAGUAUCUCCGGUUAUACGUGAACGCCUUCGCAUAUCAAGCUACCCUCAACCGGCUGAUACAGAAGAUGAAAGAUGCGAUGGACAGCGGUCAACAGUCUCGACCAAUCGCAUAUCCUUUCGCAGACGUCGCUGCAACUCCAGAUGCGCGCUUUGUCUACGACGCCAUAGAUGCUGGGAAAGCACUGCUCAGCACUUUCUGCAGCUUCGUGGAUCCACAGGAGACCUUCCGCUAUAUGCCGAUGCGCUACUAUCUCUACGUCAUCUACUCCGCCGUGUUCUUGUACAAGGCUCGAUCAACAGGAGUCAUGGCUGGUGAUACUCGAGGAUCGGUCAAAAGAUUGAUCAGCGACACCAUGGACAACCUUCAGAAGUCGAGUGCUUGCCCCAACGAUGUGGGAGACCGAUAUUCGCGGCUUAUAAGACUUCUUUGGAGAAAACCGCCAGGACGAGGAAGCAUUGCAGAUCCAAACGAUAUCACUCGCCCUUCAACGACAACACAGAACGGCGGCCCUGGUGUCCCAUCAAGGACGUCAGAUCCUCAGCAGCCAAUGGACAUAGCACCGCUUUCGAUCAAUCAAUUCAGUUGGCUUGAUCUGGGUGCUGUUGGCGACUUCGCUGUCGAGAACAACAAUUCCAUUGCAGGCAGCAUGGUCGAUAACUUCGACCUUGAUUCCAAUUCUGCUGAUGGAUUCUCGCAAUUCGACCCGAGUAUGAUUGUAUCACCCAAUCAGUUCGCCGCUUGGAAUGGUUUGUCUCCUUCCGGAAUCAUCUUUUGA